This is a messenger RNA of Boleophthalmus pectinirostris (great blue-spotted mudskipper), 978 nucleotides long. RefSeq names its product trace amine-associated receptor 13c-like. Gene Ontology annotation, cellular component: membrane. The record is from RefSeq and is a predicted model, not a curated record. Gene Ontology annotation, biological process: G protein-coupled receptor signaling pathway. NCBI's taxonomy places the organism in Eukaryota, Metazoa, Chordata, Actinopteri, Gobiiformes, Gobiidae. The transcript is spliced from 2 exons. Gene Ontology annotation, molecular function: trace-amine receptor activity. The coding region runs from base 1 to 978 and encodes 325 amino acids.
AUGGAGACAGCAGAAGAAGAUAACUUAUGUUUUCCACAAAUGCUCAAUGUUUCUUGUAAAAGGAUUGUCCGGCCUUACUUCACUGCUAUGCUAAUUCACACUCUUCUAUAUCUUCUUUCAUUGGUGACUACUGUUUUCAACCUGCUCGUUAUCAUUUCAAUCGCACACUACAAACAGCUCCACACUCCAACCAACUUCCUUAUCCUGUCAUUGGCGGCGUCUGACUUCUGUGUGGGACUUCUUAUGUUCUUUCAAAUUCUGUUUGUUGACGGAUGCUGGCUGCUUGGCGAUGCAGUGUGUAUUGUGUAUCAGCUUGUGUCAUACAUUGUUACCAGUGCUUCAUUGGGGACUAUAGUGCUUAUAUCAGUAGAGCGUUACAUUGCCAUUUGCCAGCCUCUACAUUACCAUACUAAAGUCACUGACAAUAGAGUUAGAUUCUGUGUAUGUCUUUCCUGGUUUUGCUCAACGCUUUAUAACGUAAUAGUGCUUAAAGACAGUGUGACACAAAUGGGAAGCUUUAACAGUUGCUAUGGGGAGUGUGGGGCUGCUAUUAAUUACUUUGUGGGUAUAAUUGACAUCUUAGUUUCAUUUCUUAUUCCAGUUACUGCCAUAUCUGUUUUAUAUAUAAGAGUAUUCAUUGCUGUUUUGACCCAGGUUCGGGCCAUGCGCUCCCACAUUACAGGCGCAAAAUCCCACAGAGCAGUAUUGGCAAAUAAAUCAGAACUAAAGGCUGCCAGGACAUUAGGCAUCAUCAUUGUGAUGUUUAUUAUAUGUCUGUGUCCGUAUUACAUUUUGAUAAUAGGACAGGAUACACUGUUCAGCACUAUUAUAUAUCUCAUUUACUUUAACUCUUGCUUAAAUCCAGUCAUCUAUACUUUUUGUUACCCCUGGUUUAGAAAAUGCCUAAAAUAUAUUGUCACACUUCAGAUACUGCAGCCUGGCUCCAGUAAGACCUGCAUACUGUCCAGUGAUAAAUAA